AUGGUGGACCUCAAUCGUACAGAUGGGAGCUUGCUCAACCUAAGACGACUACUGAACACCAUGACCCUAGAUCCCGAUGUCCGAGAGCUGCUUUUUGCCGACGGUUUCACACUUGCUGUUCACAUAGAAGCAACUCUACGACACUUAAAAUCUUGUUUCAUGGAGG
Messenger RNA from Loa loa (African eye worm), 166 nucleotides. RefSeq lists its product as hypothetical. The transcript has a single exon. The annotation marks the transcript as partial. The record is from RefSeq and is a predicted model, not a curated record. Lineage: Eukaryota; Metazoa; Nematoda; Chromadorea; Rhabditida; Onchocercidae.